UGCGAAGCGUGGGCAGCGUCGCUGGCCAGCCCUGGAGGCGUCCCGCGUGCCCAUCUUCGGUAGCGUCGCGCAUCGCACCGCGGACGUUAUAUCUGGCGUCGCGACGCCCUCGGGCCUCAGCCGCACCUCAGCCGCCCGUCAAUUCACAACCCACCCCACGAGAAACUAAAGCAGCAGCAAAAUGUGUGACGACGAAGUAGCCGCUCUUGUGGUAGACAAUGGCUCCGGCAUGUGCAAAGCCGGUUUUGCCGGAGACGAUGCACCGCGCGCUGUCUUCCCCUCGAUCGUUGGUCGACCUCGUCAUCAGGGUGUCAUGGUCGGUAUGGGUCAAAAGGAUAGCUACGUAGGCGACGAGGCUCAGAGCAAACGAGGUAUCCUGACUUUGAAAUAUCCGAUCGAGCACGGUAUCAUCACUAAUUGGGAUGACAUGGAGAAGAUCUGGCAUCAUACCUUCUACAACGAAUUGCGUGUCGCUCCCGAGGAACACCCAGUCCUCCUUACCGAAGCACCACUGAACCCGAAAGCUAACCGCGAAAAGAUGACACAGAUUAUGUUCGAAACCUUUAACAGCCCAGCUAUGUACGUCGCUAUUCAGGCCGUCCUCUCUCUGUAUGCUUCCGGUCGUACUACCGGUAUUGUUUUGGACUCCGGCGACGGUGUUUCUCAUACCGUGCCCAUCUACGAAGGUUACGCUCUUCCCCAUGCCAUCCUCCGUUUGGACUUGGCCGGACGCGAUCUUACCGAUUACCUCAUGAAAAUCCUCACCGAGAGAGGUUACAGCUUCACUACUACGGCCGAGCGAGAAAUUGUCCGCGACAUCAAGGAAAAACUUUGCUAUGUCGCCCUGGACUUUGAACAGGAAAUGGCCACUGCUGCCGCCAGCACUUCUCUCGAAAAGAGCUACGAAUUGCCUGAUGGUCAAGUCAUCACCAUCGGUAACGAGAGGUUCCGUACACCCGAGGCUCUAUUCCAGCCUUCCUUCCUGGGUAUGGAAUCUUGCGGUAUCCAUGAGACUGUCUACAACUCCAUCAUGAAGUGUGACGUCGACAUCCGUAAGGAUCUUUAUGCCAACAACGUUCUUUCUGGUGGUACCACCAUGUAUCCUGGUAUCGCUGAUCGUAUGCAAAAGGAAAUCACCGCUCUCGCGCCUUCUACCAUCAAAAUUAAGAUCAUCGCUCCACCCGAGAGGAAAUACUCCGUAUGGAUCGGCGGUUCUAUCUUGGCCUCUUUGUCCACCUUCCAGCAGAUGUGGAUCUCCAAGCAAGAGUACGAUGAGUCCGGCCCUGGUAUUGUCCACCGCAAAUGUUUCUAAGCGCGUCGUUACACGAUCAUUGACAUAACGAUGCAAUCUUUGUCGAAAGAAUAUCGUCCUACUUCAGGAAGAACGCGUAACUAGCAGGACAUUCUGCCCCAAGCAAUCAAGCUGCUACAAGAAAUAUCAUCAUCGACUUUCAAUCAUUAUGGGAUCUCAUCAAAUUGUCAUCAUCACGCCUCGCUCAUUGUUAUGCAAAUAAUAACGGCCUGGCUGAUUAUCUUUAUCGCCUCAGUCUUUCGUAAAACUGCGCGCGACAUCAUUACUCACUUGGCAUUAUCAUCAUGGCCGAGGUAACGGUCGAUGAUAUUGACUCUCGUCACAGGAUUUUGCUCGUUGUAGCCUGGACGUAGUCAAGCAUCGGAAAGCCUUGAAGGGAUACGUAGAGGAGAGACCAGGUGCAUCUUUCUAUCGCGAAAGGAACAUUCUGGACAGAAGUGUAAGGGCAUGUAAGGAUAUCAAGGAUCUUGAUGACAACGUUGUGCUUGGCAACGAAUUUCGAGACUACUUCGGGAAGGUCGCGCUGUAUUCACUGUCGCGCGAGCGUCCUUCAUCAUCGUCCAAGAAAUCUAUCUCUCAAUACGUAUUACAUAUAAUUGUCCAGUCUGCUAACUAAAGCAAUUAAGCUCUACUGAUGUGUACUUCUAUACUUUAACUUAUUUUGUAAAUAUUAUACUAUAUUAUUAUAAAUAUUGUUAUAUACGAUGUCAAAGUCAAGUCAAAUAUACAUUAUGUCACACCACA
Messenger RNA from Cataglyphis hispanica, 2056 nucleotides. Its product is annotated as actin-5, muscle-specific. Gene Ontology annotation, biological process: mitotic cytokinesis. Bases 182 to 1312 code for a protein of 376 amino acids. The transcript is spliced from 2 exons. The record is from RefSeq and is a predicted model, not a curated record. Lineage: Eukaryota; Metazoa; Arthropoda; Insecta; Hymenoptera; Formicidae.